CUGGGCAAGAUCCGCGCGCUCUCGGGGGCGGGCGGCUGGGGGGGGCAGUCGCGGUCCUGGGCCGCCGUGCGGGUGGGCUCGGAGCAGGCCACCUUACAGCACCCCACACCCACCUGGAGUCCCUGCCCUCUUUCCCUCCCCCCUCCCCAGCCCCUGGUGCGAGGCUGGGAGCCGCCGCCCGGGCCGGACCGCGCUGUCUCUGAAGGGCACAAAUCAAGAGCCAUGCCUCCUAGCAAAGAGGCCAGCAGUCUUCAUAGCUCACCAGCAGGGCUCAUUUGCCUCCCUCCAAUCUCUGAGGAGCUGCAGCUGGUGUGGACCCAAGCAGCCCAGACCAGUGAGCUGGAUAGCAAUGAACACCUGCUGCAAACCUUCAGCUACUUUCCCUACCCCAGUCUAGCAGACAUUGCCCUUCUCUGCCUACGUUAUGGGCUGCAGAUGGAGAAAGUCAAGACAUGGUUCAUGGCCCAGCGCCUCCGCUGUGGCAUUAGCUGGUCAUCUGAAGAAAUAGAAGAGACUCGAGCUCGAGUGGUCUACCAUCAGGACCAACUACAUUUCAAAUCUCUUCUGUCUUUUACUCAUCAUGCAGUGCGGCCCCCAGAGGAGGUACCGUCUUCUCAAAUGCCACCCUCAGAACAAACUGGCCUUGGAAUAGGUCCUCAGACUCCUAGUGAGCCCACCCAGAUAAAAGGACUGAAGAUAGAGCCUGAGGAGUCAUCUCAGAAUCUGCCUCUGCCAUCAAGUCACCAGAAAAGAAAGGAACCUCUCUUGACACCUGGCAGUGGAGUAUUCCCCCAUCAAAAAGAUUUUUGGCAGAAUUGUCAAAGUAGUAGCCUUUCUAAGGAGCAGGCAGGCAGGGGUUCCAACCACUCACAAGAUGUAGGUAUAGCCUCCUGGAACCACUCCACAGCUGUUUCCCAGACAUGCCCUCCGGACAAACCUCCACCAACCUCACUGGCCAGUAGUUGUAAAGAGAAGACUGCAACUGAUGUAACUCUUCCUCCUUCCUCUACCUCUUCCUCUUUCCAGGUACUGGCUAAUGGAGCAACUGCCAGCCCUAAACCUCUCCAGCACUUGGGCUGUGUCUCCCAGUCACUCUCACCCAGUAAACAGACACAACCUCCACCUAUGGAAGCAAGCUGGUCCCAAAGAUUACGGCCUAACUCACUAGCAGGUAGGGCCAGCCCCACAGGAUACCUUUCCUCCGAUAUGCAACGCCAGCGAAAGAUAAAGCGCAAAACCAAAGAGCAGUUGGCAAUCCUCAAAUCUUUUUUUCUACAGUGCCAAUGGGCACGACGUGAGGAUUACCAUAAAUUAGAACAGAUCACGGGUUUACCUCGCCCUGAGAUCAUUCAGUGGUUUGGUGAUACACGCUAUGCUUUGAAGCAUGGGCAACUAAAAUGGUUUCGGGACAAUGUAGUGCCUGGUGCCCCUAGUUUCCAAGACCCAGCAACUCCCACACCACCAUCAACUCGCUCCUUGAAAGAAUGGGCCAAAACACCACCGCCUCCAGCACCCCCACCUCCACAGGAUAUCCGGCCCUUGGAGAAGUACUGGGCUACCCACCAUCAGCUCUGGGAAACAGAUAUCCCUCAGCUGUGUCAGGCCUCAAGGCUGAACACCCAGCAGGUUAGGAAUUGGUUUGACACUCAGUUAAGUGAGCCAGCUGAGGUGGUUGUUUGUUUGGAUGAAGAAGAGGAAGAGGAGGAGGAAGAACUGCCAGAAGAUGGUGAGGAAGAGGAGGAGGAAGAAGAGGAGGAGGAUGACUAUGAUGAUGUGAUUAUACAGGACUGAAAGGGGGACUAAGGAAAGGGGAGGUUUGUUACUAAAGAAUGAAUGACUUAGUAACUGUCUAAACAAAGAAACCACAUUUUUAAAGUUAUUUUGUGGCAAAGAACCAAAAAGCUUUGUGUUUUUCAGGGUGGGUGAUGGGGAUGUAGUAAAUUGAGGGUGGAUGGGAGAGGAUGACCAAAAGUCCUCGAGCCUUAAAAGUAGAGAGGGCUGAAUAUCUGACAAUGAGCAAAGAAAUGGCACUUGUUCUCCUUUUUUCUGGUAUCCUCCCUUGGUGUACUAGAGGCCAGGCCUCAUCCCCACAGAAAGGAGGAGUAAAGAUUUGUGAUUCAAUUGAUGGUUCUAGUACACCCUGAUCCCAUCAUUUUCCCUGGAUUCAUCCCUCCCUUUCCUUCUGAGUGCAGUACAUAACAGAGCUAAGAUUCUCAAUGGAACCUUAGCAGUGUGUCACGGAUACUACUUGUUCUUCAUACCAGUUAGAUAAUCUGUGACGGAUCACUUGCUUAAUCAUUGAAUCACAGAUAGCACAGUGUUCUCAUUUCUGAUACUGGGACCACUUUGCUUCCUACUUUCUUAUUGCUACAAAUUCCCCUCUAUGUUCACUGUCUCAGGGUAAAUCUUCCUCACAGUGUACAAAAGUUUAGAAACUUUUAGUCGUGAAUAUUUAGUCGGGAUAUUUAUUGGAUUUGGGAGUUAGGGGAGAUGUCCUUUACAAAAACUAGAAUUACAUUACAAAGUGAUCAAGAAAGGACAGUUUCCUGGUCAAAGGGUGGUUGGUAGAAGCAGUACCAGGUUUGGUUUUACAAACCUGACAGUUCCUCCUGUCUAGCUUGACAGAAUCUGAUGUAUCAGUUUUUUGAUGUUUAAUCUGUGACCAGAAAAGAGACUUUUCCCUCUUUAUAGGAUCUGUCUUGGGAACAGAGGGACAAUGGUCUUGAACUGAAUUAAUGAUUGAUGUUUUAGAAUGGUUUUCAUCCAUUGAGAUUAUAAAAACCAACAUCAGUUAACCUUCUAAAAAUAAGAGUGGAAACCCUGCAUUCCUAGAAUAAUAAUAAAAGGCCCCAAAUUAAUUUGUUUCUCUCUUUUCCACUUUGCCAUUCUUAUCAUUUAGGAAUGAAGUCAAAUGCAUUAAUAGUGCUAAUUUACAGGCUAUGGUGUGG
Octodon degus (degu) is the source of this 2948-nucleotide messenger RNA. It is a transcript of the gene Homez, whose product is annotated as homeobox and leucine zipper encoding. The record is from RefSeq and is a predicted model, not a curated record. NCBI's taxonomy places the organism in Eukaryota, Metazoa, Chordata, Mammalia, Rodentia, Octodontidae. Gene Ontology annotation, cellular component: nucleus. The coding region runs from base 223 to 1791 and encodes 522 amino acids. Gene Ontology annotation, molecular function: DNA-binding transcription factor activity, RNA polymerase II-specific; DNA binding. Gene Ontology annotation, biological process: regulation of transcription by RNA polymerase II. The transcript is spliced from 2 exons.